Stomoxys calcitrans (stable fly) is the source of this 723-nucleotide messenger RNA. RefSeq lists its product as uncharacterized. The coding region runs from base 1 to 657 and encodes 218 amino acids. The record is from RefSeq and is a predicted model, not a curated record. The transcript is spliced from 3 exons. Lineage: Eukaryota; Metazoa; Arthropoda; Insecta; Diptera; Muscidae.
AUGGACCAUUUCUUGGUUUUCCGGCUGAGUUUGGUAUUCAUUUUGGUUAACAGCUUUUUGGUGGUGAGGGCGCUCAGGGAGACGACCACCACUGACAAUUUGAAGGCAUUUCGUCGACACCGUGAGCGACGUGGAUUGGUAUUUACAAAUGGUGGCAUCAUCAAGCUUUCAAUUGGACCAUCAAUACAAGUUGCGUUGGCAGAUCCAGUGCCCUUUCGCUCUUUGGUGUAUUCGUUUAAUGUGCAAGGCGGUCAAUACACAAUUCCAACGGAACCCCUCUACCCGUGGGACAAAUGGGAGAAUACGUUUGCACGUUCAUUGAAGCAAAUAAAGUCAAGAUUUGAAGACUGGGGUGAAAACAAAGACGAUGGUUCGCGUGAGUUUCUCUACACCGUACUGGAGGACUAUAUGGCACGGAACAAUGCCAAUGGCCAUCAAUGUCUAUUGCGGGCCAUAUGCCAGAAUGCCCAAGUUCAACGGCAUGAGGGUAUUUUCGCUCAACUGCUGGAUGUGAUACUAACGCCCGGCCACGAGAAUUUGGAUAAAUCAUAUGUUAUGGCCAUGCAAGCCGGCCGAUAUGGUGUCGAUUGCCUUACAAUGUAUUAUUUAUGUCCCACAGGCAGCAGUCCCCUGGAUCAAUACAUCAAUGAAAUUUAAUAUUAAAGUCGCACCACCUCACUCGUCCCCCUGGCCCGUGAUGUGAAGAAGAAGAAAAUGAAAGUU